This is a messenger RNA of Stylophora pistillata, 3393 nucleotides long. RefSeq names its product frizzled-1. NCBI's taxonomy places the organism in Eukaryota, Metazoa, Cnidaria, Anthozoa, Scleractinia, Pocilloporidae. The record is from RefSeq and is a predicted model, not a curated record. Gene Ontology annotation, cellular component: plasma membrane. Gene Ontology annotation, molecular function: Wnt-protein binding; Wnt receptor activity. Gene Ontology annotation, biological process: non-canonical Wnt signaling pathway; canonical Wnt signaling pathway.
UAUCGUUUGUUGCAAAGUACCUUUACUAAAAUGUUUGAUGAUAACUGACAGAGAAAUGCUUUCGCAAGUAAAUUAUACCAGUGAAAAGUACACCGUACAGCUUUUAAAGAUAUUCAGAGAGACUGAUUGAACAUCCGAUGGCCUUUACAUGGAGACGUUUUGUUUGACUCGUAAUUAGAUAGAUCAUGUUAUUUAAGCCAAUCGGAUCCUGUUUGGUAUUUUGAUUGUCUCCUUCUCGUUUACCGCCAGCCAAUCACAUUCUCAGCUGCCAAAGCAUGCUAAUUUCGUUGACAAUUCGUUUCAGAAAACCGAAUUUUGUCAAUGACGAGGAACGUAGUCUUGUUCAGCAUAUAGGAGGGGAUUGAACUGCUUUUGUGUAACUGUUGAGUUCAACAUGGUGGGAGCCGCUUACAGUAUGCGUUUCGAACGGUUGCUGCUCCCCGUCGUGAUUUUUGGGGUUUGUUUAUUACCUUGCUUGUGCCAGAAGAAGUGCGAGUCUGUGACGAUACCUCUUUGCAUCGGUUUACCGUACAACACUACAAUAUUUCCAAACAUGUUAAAGCACAGAACGCAAGAGGAAGCAGCUCUUGAGGUUCAUCAGUUUUUCCCGCUAGUAAAAGUCGGCUGUUCGGAGGAUUUGGCCUUCUUCUUAUGUUCGGUUUAUGCCCCCAUUUGCACUCUUCUUGGCAUUCCAGUUCCACCAUGCCGUUCACUAUGUGACAGUGCGCGAGAUGGAUGCGAAGAUCUCAUGAAGAAAUUUGGUUUCACGUGGCCCGAGUCUUUACGUUGCGAGAAGUUUCCAAUACUAGGCGAUGAGCUCUGUGUUGGAAAGAAUACAACUGGUAGAAAUGGUCAAGUCGUGCCUUCGAAGGAACGACCACAAGGAUCUAACUCAACUGAGGCUCCGAUCGACAUCAGUUUGGUGCCUUUCCGCUGUCCGGAGGAGCAAGAAAUUGAUAACGAUCACUACAUGUUCUUUGGCAAGAAGAACUGUGCAUCAAAGUGCGAAAACAUCUAUUUUGACGAGAAGGAGCGAAAAAUUGCCCGUCUCUGGACUGGGAUUUGGGCCAUUCUUUGUUGCAUAUCAACUCUCUUCACAAUUUUAACGUUUAUUAUUGACAUGAGGAGAUUUCGAUACCCUGAAAGACCCAUUAUUUUUCUAUCAGGUUGUUACUUCAUGAUUUCGGUUGCCUAUAUCAUUGGAUUCUCUGCUGGUGACUCUUUAACUUGCACAGAAUCUAAAUAUGGUCAUUCAAUCCUUGUGCAAGGAACUAAACACGAAGGAUGCACGGUAAUUUUUAUGCUGUUAUAUUUCUUCAGUAUGGCAUCUUCAAUCUGGUGGGUUAUACUAACACUCACUUGGUUUCUUGCGGCUGGACUAAAAUGGGGUCAAGAAGCUAUCGAAGCAAACGCACAAUUUUUCCACCUUGCGGCCUGGGCGAUUCCUGCGGUUAAAACAAUUGCGAUUUUAUUGAUGACCAAAGUCGAUGGCGACGAGUUGAGCGGAGUUUGCUUUGUUGGACUUUCAGAUUUAAAUGCUCUGAGGGGAUAUGUGUUGGCUCCCCUGUUCGUUUACUUUGUUGCUGGAGCUACGUUCCUACUAGCCGGAUUUGUGUCGCUGUUUCGAGUGAGAUCAGUGUUAAAAGACGAUUAUAGCAAGAGGGAGAAAAUUGAAAAAUUAAUGAUUCGAAUCGGAGUAUUUUCCAUUCUGUACACUUUGCCUGCGAUUUCAGUAAUUGGUUGUUUGUUCUAUGAGCAAGCAAACCGUGAAAAGUGGGAGCAAUCAUGGCUUGAAGGCUGGAAGCAUCAACAGGCCUGCAUUGAUGAUAUGGAAGACACGGAUUGCCCCAAAUACCCGAUUGUUAAUGACAAGCCGGAUUUCACCGUAUUUAUGGUCAAGUACUUGAUGUUCUUGAUCGUUGGAAUUACAUCAGGAUUUUGGAUAUGGUCGAAUAAGACCAUAAAUGCUUGGAGAAAGUUUUAUCGUUCCGUAGCGCACAAACUGUUCGGGCGUGGAGCGAAUACGCCUGUGUGAUUAUAAUUUGUAACCCUUUUAGCGGAGAACGUUUUAUAUACAUGAAAAACGUAUGACAUAAAUGUACAGUACUUGCUCGCCAGCUCAAUUUACGCCAUCGUGAGAAAGAAAUCCCCUACGGAACUUGCCGAAAGCGCGUGGUUAUAUUUCAUUUCAAAUCGCGUGAUCGCAAAAUAAUCUUGCCAGUGUUUACAACAUAUUUGGAGCACAACACCGGUUGUUGUCGAGCAACACCAAUUGGCUUAUGGAAACGGUCAACGUAUCGCUGCGUCUUGCUCUGCUUGGUUGGAGCAAACGGGCAUGGUUUGCGUUCUGUUGACUUAUGUCAUUAACAAUUUCCAAUUUUACAAGUCGUAACACACUUACCCCCUUACAUUGGAAUUACUUUUUGAGAAAGGCAAAUUAUACCUCCUUUCUUUUAAAUUCGCAUUAUAGAUUAGAAUUGUCACCCUAACUGUUAUGUUUUUCUAUGAACAUGCCUCCAGACAUUUGUUUAAUUUAUUUUCAAAUAGAAAGACAGAAAGGAAAUUGAAAGCGAUCGCACAUUCUUGAAGCUCACAUUUCAUGGGCUUAUCCUCUACAGAUAACAACUAACUGUCUUUGAGAAGUAAAGUUGUUACAACCAGGAGGAAGUUUCUCGAAAAGGAGACAAACAGGUUUUUGCUAUUCCAGAUAACACGAAAGUAAUUUAUUAUGUUUUUUUCACCUUUUUUGAUGCUUUAGUUUGAUUGAUUUGAAUAAGAAUAUGUUGGUUUUGUUUUAUGUCAGCUGGGAACUGCUGGACACUGUCAACACAAUUAUUGCAUUAUUAGGUAAAGCUGCAUUUUAGAGUCUGCCUGAUGUGUUUCCAUCAAGGCCACUUACUCAACUCUGCGAAUCCUGGGAAUUUGUUAGUAUGAUUGAUUUUGAAGGUUCAAGUUUAGUUUUGUUUUUUUUUUUAAGACAAUGGGAUAGAGGACAAAGUAUACUCUAUUGUAUUUUGCAAGAAAUAUGCCAUCAAAGUUUGUAUUGUCAAACAUUUAUUGAGUAGCUUUUAAAUGACAAGUAGUUAACCAGAAAUAUGUGGACAGACUACUAUCAGCCCUUAAAGUUGUUUUAGUUCUUGUACAAACAUUUCUGUAGAUAACCAAUUUUUAUGUGUUAAGCAUAAAUUUUGAAAAGUUUGUUUGUAUUUGAAUUACAUUUACUGAGUUUCCCAUGGGUUGUCUGGUUUUGUAAUCCCUUAACUGUCCAAGAAGGAAAUUUUAUUUUAAAUUAUGUAGGGCCUGUUAUUUACAUGAGGUUUUACUCAAGCAGAGGGGCUUGGGUAUUCUCUACAAGAGGGAUGAUUUAAGAAAAUAAACGUCCUUCCACUAUUA